AAAGGCAUGUCAAGAGAAUGGAUCACAAAUGAAAUAUGGGAUGCCUUUUUCUAUGCAGUAUGGGGUACAGAAAAAUGGCAAAACAAAUCGAGAAAAGCAAGGUAGAAUCGGUUAACGCCUAAAGAAGGAAGCAUUCCAAAGCACACUGGCGAUUCAGUUCCAUUUGUUCAUGCAAAAGGAAUGGCAAUUGAGAUGAAAAGAGAUGUUAGCUUUUUGGAAGUGUUCAAUCGCACCCAUAAGCGUUUAGCGGGUCACGGUGAUUUUAUAGAUAACAAGUCUAAAUCUGCGAGUGAAAUGUAUAAUUCUAUAUUAUCACAGAAGUAUGAAGAGGAUUCAUUUGCUAAACCAGAAUUUGAUCCACAUGCUUGGACUGAAGCAAUUGGAAGGAUGGAGACUACACGCACUCACGCAUAUGGGUUGGUACUCGGGUGCCUAUUAAAGCUUUACUUAGUGGAACACAAAGCAAUGCAGCAACAUCUGAGUCUGCGUGUGGCUUUAUCAACUCUAACGGUAACAGUCCCCCAAUUGCAUUAGAAGAAAAAGUGAAAAAUUUAUCAGACAACUUAGAAAAGAUUCGUGAGGAAAUACAAGAAAUUAAGAAUGCAAUGGCGAAAAGCAUGACUGAAUUUAUGGCACGUAUGGAAGCAAUGAUCGUGACUAAUGCGCUUUCGAAACAAGAAAAUGCGAGAACUUCAAGCUCAAAUAUUGACAAGUAAGAACGCAACAUCUCAUGAUAUGAUGUCUCUUUUCCAUUUAUAGACUUGGAGACUUUUUAGUCUUGGUGUUUAAUAACAGUAUGGAGUUUAUAUCAGGUUAUGUGUUUUACAUUUUGAGAUAUUAUAUGUUUAUGAUAAUUUUUAAUUGUAUGAACUUGACUUUGCAUUUUAAGUUUUAUUGUACUUCUAUUAUAUAUUUUGAAAGCUAAUUGUGGAAGUCAAUUGGACAUUUAUUAAUGCAAUUCUAAUUGUUGAAUUUUGUUGGAUAAGAAUCACCAAUAAAAUAAGUAUUACUAAUAGAAUAUCCGUUGGAAACAGAAUUUUUCGUUGGAAAGUUAAAUGGAAUUCUCCGUUGGAAAUUCUUUUCCAACGGAAUUUUUUGGUGCACCAUUUUUCAUGGGAAAUUCCAUUGAAAAAGAAUUUUCAACGGAAAAUUCCGUUUGAAAUGUCGAAUAGAAAAUUUCGUUGGAAAGUCAAUUCCAACAGAAAAUUUUGUUGGAAAUUUCCAACGAAAAAUUUCGUUGGCAAAGAAUGGCCAACAAAAAAUUUCGUUGGCAAAGCAUGGCCAACAAAAAAUUUCGUUGGCAAAGCAUGGAACUGAAUUUUCAACGGAAUUUUUCAUUGAAAAUUUGCAACGAAAUUUCGUUGGAAAAGAAUUUCCAACGGAAUUUUAUGACUGAAAUUCAGCAGUUUACAUAGUUUUCAACAGAAUUUUCCAACGAAAUUUUCAGUUGGAAAUUUUCGACGGAUUUUUAAUCGAAAGUAUUAUCGACGGAUUUUUCAACGAAAAUUUUCGUUAAAAUUUUUAUAGUGACAUUAAUUGCAGUCAGUCGAAUUCUUCCAUAUUUUUGACCAUGAUCCCUUUUGUAUUUGGUGAAAUGCUAAACAUAAAGGUUGUAGCUCUUCCUCUUAGCUUUUAGUAGGUUUAAUAAUUGUGUCGAUUGGAUUUCUGUAACUUGAGUUAUGCUCAUAAUAUUAUAGCAUAUUCAAAGGCUAUUCUUAAGUUACUUGCACCAUCGGUUGCCAUUUGAGUUCCAACUCCUUGCACAUUCUUCAAUAUCAGAAAAUCAAUUAAUUAGAGUCUGAAAUGAAGGAUUUUAACAGAAAAUUCAUUGAAAUUGCAUAAAUGAUAAAUGUCAUGACAUAAAUUAAAUUAUUACUAUUAAGAUAAAAUUACUUAUGGAUUACUUCAAACUAGAGGACUUAGCUUAAUUUAGGUUUCAAAGAUGCAUAAGAUAACUCUAUAUAAUAAAGUUAUUAGCUACCAUGGUACUAGAAUAGAAACUGUAUGUAUAUAAUUGCCUAGAUGAACAUGCCUAAGCUAGAGAACAAAUAUAUAUUGGAAUAUGUGUGUUGUGUAUUGUGUAUUGUGUGUCUUAGUGCAAGCCACAUAGUGGCCUAUAUCGUUUGAGCCUAUACAAAGAGGUCUAGUGGAUAUGAUGGACUUCUAGGAGUAGUUCACUCAAAACGUUGAACCCCACAGAGGGUCAUAUUUGAUGCCUUGAAGAGUUAAGGGCUCUUAAAUGAGAUAUUAAGCUAGAGACGCUUAAAACCCAUAAAGAUGAUCCUUGGUAUAGAUUUUGGUAUAUGAGAUAUCUAACGCAUGAUGGUCUCAUUGUGGAUUUGUGUUCCAUCCAAUGUUGAGAAUUUUGGAUAUUGAUUUGAGUUAAGGUUAAGUGGGGUCUUAUGUCUUGAGACUAUUUGUGCUUGUAGGGAUGGUGGUAUGUAGGGACAGUGUUUUUAGUCUUGCCUACAAUGCUUUGAUGUCAUCCAUUGAUAUUAGGCCAGAUGAACACUAUGUUUAUGAUGCCACCCAUUUGAGACUACUCCGAGUGAUGCCAUCUAUUGAGAAAUUACUCUGGAUGAUAACUCUAAUUCUCCGACCAUUACUUCAAUACGGGCAUGAUUUGACUUUCUGUCAAUGGCUUAGCCCUGCGUAUGAUUUGACUCUGUCAUCUGGUCACCGUGUGUGAUUUGAUGAUGUCUAAGGGAGGACCACUCUAUGAUUUUCAUUUAAAUUGUGAGUGUUAUGACAUAACUUUAAACAGGCUUAAAUAAAUUUGAUUUGAAUUUGAUAUGAUACUUUGGUAACUGUGGUGUGCCAGUGGAGAAUAACUUGUAUGGUUUGAGGGUAAGCCCAGAUAUAUACACUAUUUGUGGAGACUCCUUAAGGUUGAUUGAUAUACCCAUAGCCUUGGAGAUGUUUGCUAGAAUAUUUGGUUGCACUAAUAGUGUAUUAAAUAUAUAUAUCUAUUUUAUAUAAACAUAUAUAAAUAUUUCAAGAAGAUCAUAUUUCUUCUCUGGAAAACUUUUGUAUCCAAAAUAAAUAGUUUUCUAUAAAUCAAAUUCAAAAAUCAAAUUUCCAAUUUGUAUUUCUAAAAGCAAUUUUAAAUUCAAAAGAGUUAUAUUUUCAUAUUUGAGCAUUCCCGGAGUCGAUUCCUGGUGAAUUUGGUAUCAAAGCCAUUUCCGGUUCAAGAGGUAUUUAUCUGGUCUGAAACUUUUUGAUUUCUAUUUUCUUGUCUGAGUUCUGGUUUUAAAGAGUUUGCAUGCAUAUUGUGUUGAUUCCUACUGAGUCCUUGAGAAACAAUCCAUUAGAAGCCUAGAGUUGGCGUUGUUAGGAUACAUUUCUCCCUGUAGGCAGUAUUAUCACAGUUCAUCUUACUCAUAGAAACCCCCCAUGUAAGAGAAGAAAAUCUGAAGUUAAAAAUGUUUCCAUUCCUGAGAAACACCUCCUAUUCUAGUUCUGGUUCUAGUAUUCAAAACCCAGAAAUCAAUGAAGAAAAUGUUCAUUAUGAAAAUAUAAUUCAAGAAAUAGACAACUGGAAAAUACUUAGAGUUUCAUAAAGCCAAAUUUACAAAACAUCAACAUUCCAUUCUUUACAUCUAAAUUCUUUUUGCAAAUACCUUAUAAAAACUAAAGAAAACGGAAUCCCUAUACAAAAUCAGUAUGAAAACAUCCCAUUGUUAGAUCAAGAAACUAUAAAUAAAUUAAAAACUCAAAAUUAUAAUUACAUCCAUAUCGGAUUAAUUCAAGUAGGAGCAAAACCCUUUACAAAAGAAGAGUUAGACAUCUCAAUAUUAAUCGUUCUGAGAGAUAAGAGACACCUCCAAUUUAAUGAUUCCUUGUUAGGACCAAUAGAAACAAGUCUAUAUAGAGGACCAAUAGAAACAAGUCUAUAUAGAAGACUAAUACAUUUCAACUGCUUUCCAAACUUCAUGGUUUCCUUAAAAGACAAAAAUAUAUUAAAUUCUUUAACACUCCAAAUACAAACUCAUAAUUACAAAAUGAUGCCUGGAUCUGAACCUUUAAUUGUUGUUUACAGAUUAUAUUACAAAGCAAUGUAUUCUGUAAUAAACACUCAAGCUUUAAUCCACAGUCCAAAGGGAGAAACAUUAUUAAUCCAAACAGAUAUGACUAGGUCACAUACGGUCAUACCUAGGACAAUACAAUGGCAUCAAGUACAACUUCCAAAUAGAUGGAAAAUAAAAAGAGCAACAAAUCUAGCCCCCAUACAAAACACGGAAAUAAAUAAUGUGGCACAAUUUAGAGAUGGUUCAGUAGAACUUGUCUUUAACAGACCACCAAGACUUCCUUCCAGAAGAUCUUUUGAAAUAUCAAAUGUAGAAUCACCUUCAAGUAUAGGAACAGACUUCAGGAUAGCCAGAGCUUCUGUAUCCUCACUCCCUACAAUUAGAACAAACUUACAAUCUGUAAAUAAUUCUCCAAACAUAUCCCAACCUGUUUAUAACCGACAAAAAAUUACCCCUUCAAAUAGUCCAAAUAUGUCUCCAACAUAUUCAUCAAUGACGAAUAAUCCCAAUAUAAGUCAAAACCAAGAAAAUGAUUCAGAAAUAUUUUUCUUAGAAAAAGACUUUAAAAUCAACAAAGAUUGGUGUAGAAAACAGUUUACUUCAGAAAAAAAUAAACAAAAAAGAAAAAAUUAUUUCAAAACUUACGACUCACAGAAAGAUGAAAUACUACAAAACUAUUACAAAUUCAUGAGAAAACAUAAAAUACUAAUAGACUUCUUUGAAUGGUUCGAAGAAUAUGAAGAACCACAACUAAAUACUUUAAACAUUACAAAAAAAUGGCAAAUGAAUAAAGGAGAAAUCGAAUCAAAUCAUCCCCCAUUAACAGAAAUACAAUAUUCCCAUAAAAACAUAGGGAUAUGGGCAACCCCAUUAAGAAUGAGAUUAUCUGACUUAGGAGAACCUAUCACCUCAAAAGACAUAAAAAUGAUAAUAGAACAAAAUAACUUUACAAACUUAAAUUUACAUUCCAUAUCAGAACAAUUAGAUACAAUUGAAACAAAACUUCAAAACCCGGCCAAUAAUUAUACCUUUUGAAAUCCCCAAUAAUUAUCAACAAACAAAAAAUCAAUUUUUACAUGAAAUCGAAAAUAGACUUGAAACCUUAGAAAGUCAAUAUUCAGAAAUCAGAGUAGAAGAUACCCCCCAAAGACAUCCAAAUUCACACAUUAAUACCAUAAAAGAAGAAACUGAUUCAUCAACCGAAAGCUUACAAAGCCAACAGAUAAAUAAAAUGAUUUGGAAAGAACCUCAAAAAAUAUAUUACCCUAAAAUGACAGCCCUGGAUAUAAAUAUAGAAGAGAAAUUCUCUUUUCAAAACAAAUACAAUGCAAACACAAUAUAUGAAUGGAAUAUAGAUGGAAUGUCAAAAUAUAACAUUCUCAAUAUACUCCAACAAAUGUCAAUGGUUUCCAAUGUAUACAAAACCCAAAACCAAACUGGUCAAAUUACAGACCAUGCAAUAGCAUACAUGUUAGUUGCUAGUUUUACAAGACAACUUAAAGGAUGGUGGGAUAAUUAUCUCUCCACAAAUCAACAAGAAGAAAUUUUAAAAGCUGUCAAACAAGAUACCGAUGGAAAUAUAAUAACAGACAGUCAAGGACAACAAAUUCAAAAUGCUGUAGCAACAUUAAUCUUUUCAAUAUCGAAACAUUUCAUAGGAGAUCCUUCACAUCUUAGGGAUAAAAACUCAGAAUUAUUGUCAAAUUUAAAAUGUAAAAAAUUAACAGAUUUUAAAUGGUACAAAGACAUGUUCAUGAUAAGGAUAAUGCAAAGAACAGACAACAACCAACCUUUCUGGAAAGAGAAAUUUUUAGCUGGCCUCCCAACAUUAUUAGGAGAAAAAGUUAGAAAUCAAAUUAGAGAAAUCUACAAAGGAAUAAUUCCUUAUGAAAAUUUAACAUAUGGUGAAUUAAUAAGUUUCACUCAAAAAGAAGGAUUGAAAAUAUGCCAAGAUCUAAAACUACAAAGACAAUUAAAAUGAGAAAAAAAACUCUGUGCAAAAGAAUUAAGAUCUUUCUGCCAACAGUUCAAUAUCAAACAAGAAUCUUCUUCAAAAAAUUAUUGUCCGUCCAAACCUGUAAAACAAAGAAAACAUAAGAAAAAUUAUCAAGAAUAUUAUAAAACACCAAAAUACAAGAAAUACAAAAAAUUAAAAAGAAAAAAUAGAGAACUAAAACAUAUAGACAAAACAAUAAAAUGCUUUAAAUGUGGAAAAACAGGAUACAUAUCUAAAUAUUGCCGGAUAAAAAGAAAAAUAAAUCAACUUCAUUUAGAAGAAGAAAUUGAACAGAAAUUAAAUGAAAUUCUAAUAAAAUCUUCCACAGAAA
Messenger RNA from Theobroma umbraticum, 6355 nucleotides. The record is from RefSeq and is a predicted model, not a curated record. Lineage: Eukaryota; Viridiplantae; Streptophyta; Magnoliopsida; Malvales; Malvaceae.